This is a messenger RNA of Lytechinus variegatus (green sea urchin), 2187 nucleotides long. RefSeq names its product mu-type opioid receptor-like. Gene Ontology annotation, molecular function: neuropeptide Y receptor activity. Gene Ontology annotation, cellular component: membrane. Bases 454 to 1509 code for a protein of 351 amino acids. The record is from RefSeq and is a predicted model, not a curated record. Lineage: Eukaryota; Metazoa; Echinodermata; Echinoidea; Temnopleuroida; Toxopneustidae. The transcript has a single exon. Gene Ontology annotation, biological process: G protein-coupled receptor signaling pathway.
CUAAAUGUGGUCAAAAGGGUAUUGUGUCUUCAUCAUGGUACAUCACGUAUUGUCAUAAAAUUAUCUUAAUUACUACUUUCGAUAUCAAGUAGUCACGAAUAAUGACGAAAUUAUUUUGAUCAAGACUUCAAGGAAAUUGAAAGAGCUAAUAACAACGCUUCACUCCACUAUUUAUAAAUGUGGUCAAAAGAGUAUAUCGUGGCUACAUCUAUUCCUUGUCCACUCCGCAGGAACAAUUCGUCACCCAUUCGAACGUUUAUGUCAAUAUCCUGAAGACGUUGAAAGCUCAUUGAAUGACUAUUUCAGCUUCAUAAUCUAGCUGUGGCAAGAAAACACUUUGCUCUCAUAGGAUAGCUGAGUGAACAUCGAAUAGGAGGGAAUGUGACUUUUAUUGGCUGAAUUUAAAAAAUCUACAGAUUUGUAAACACUUUCAUCUUUUGCCUGAUCAUCAAGAUGUUUGGAAUGACCCAGAAUGGAAUAAGGUUUGCGAAUGAGACGAACGCCACUUUAUCUUGGACUUGGGCUCCAUUAGUCUGGGGAUGGCGGGAGGUCUUCCAGCUGUUCCUGGCCCUGGCAGGCAUCAUCGGUAACUUCCUGGUGAUGGUGGUUCUCUUCCGGGUCAGGAGGUCACGUUGCUCAACGGAUACCCUGAUCGCCGGCUUAGCUCUAGCCGACUUCCUCACCUCGGUUUUCAUCAUACCGCAUAGACAGGUAAAGACCCUUCCAGAUACUGCAUCCGCAAACCUCUACUGUCGGAUCAUCCACUCUUCAUUCUUCAUGUGGGUUGCCAUCUCAGCGUCUAUCUUCACGCUCACCACAAUAUCCCUUGAGAGACUUGUUGCAGUCGUUCGGCCAUUCCAAUUCAGACGCAUCUUCUCCCCGGAUCGGACAUUGAUGAUCAUUGCGGGUAUUUGGAUUACGUCUUUUCUAAUCAACAUCGUCAUUGUAUUCAUCGUCUAUUUCGAAGACGGCUCAUGUGAGUUCGGAUAUCCGUCUCGUUGGUUCGGCAAGUUUAAUGGAAUCGCUGUCUUCUUGGUCGAGUACGUUUUCCCUGUCACCACGAUGCUGAUUGCUCAUGUCUUCACCGUCAGAGCUCUCCGCAAAAGCUCCCGCACCAAUGUCAGCAAUGAAAGUCAAGACUUCAUCCUUAAAGCCAGGCGAAAGAUCAACAGGAUGAUACUCGAAGUCAUCAUCGUCUUCAUCAUCUCCUGGACACCCGAUCAGGUAUUAUAUUUCGCUAUCAACGUCGGGCUCAUCGACAACAGCUAUCUCUACAGCCCUGUCUACCGGUCUUUCGUCGUCCUAGCUUUCGUCAACUCGUGCGUCAAUCCGGUGAUCUAUGCCGCAAGAAACCCGAACUUUCGAAGAGCACUUAUGGAUCUCUGUGGAUCCGUCCGGAGUUUGAGGCCUAUCUUUGCUGGUGUUGAGACCAGAGAUAGUCAGAUGAGAAUGCUUGGGGAGGAGACACCUUCGGGUCCAAACGACGACAUGUCAUCACGCAAUGAUUGAAGAGACUCCCAUGGAAUUUAUCAAUAGUUUAUCCCGAUUUCAAAAUGAUGAACCAUUUAUAUAUUUCUAAUAAAUAUGACCGGAUGGGGUUGUAUUUUGGGCAAUGACUUAUCCUCUAUUCAAGACUAUUAACACCUAUUUUGGUCUAUCGUAAGUAAACAGGUGGCCGAAGCCAAAACAUUCAACUGUCACCCACAUCUAAUACUAUAAUUAUGUACAGGGGCGGCGGAAACCGGGAUUGUUUUUCUUCUUAAAAAUAAAUAGAAUAUUUUUUUUUUCAAAAUUAAGUAUGCCCCUUGCAAAGUAACAUUGCUUUUAUUCUGCACAUUUUCGUCAAAGUUGAUUCUCUUGUCUGUUAUAGGCCUUUAUUUUCAUUUUAUUUUAUUUUUCAUUCAUUUUUAAAAGACAUCAUUUGGUGAAUUGUAUUCACUGACAAUUUUAUGCCUAUAUACGGGCAUCAUUUGGCAUCUUAUCUCAAUGCCCUCACGUGGUAGCGAUAUUAGGCCCUCCUAUAAUUGUUAGCCCCACUGCCCCCUCCCUCAUUUUAUUUGAACGCAAAUAACUGCAUACUUUUUAAGUUAAACAUUCCUUCUGUUUGAUUGUGCCCAAAUAAUAAUAAUAAUAAUAUGCAACAUUUAUAUAGCGCUUAAUACAAAUGUUUCUAAGCGCUGCAUCCUA